Peronospora matthiolae is the source of this 810-nucleotide messenger RNA. The record is from the annotation of a GenBank genome assembly. NCBI's taxonomy places the organism in Eukaryota, Oomycota, Peronosporomycetes, Peronosporales, Peronosporaceae.
AUGGACGACGGAGGGAUCUCACCAGCAGUUGUAGCCAUAUGCGACCGCUAUAACGCCGGCACUGACCUCGUGCUCCACCAUGUGAAUGCAUUUCUCGACGUCUCCUCCCAGUGGACGUUGAUGCGUGCGGCACUUGCUGGGCACUUGCAUCUCGUGCAACGCUUGAGUCGUCGUCACCCAACGGCGUUUGACUGCUGCUGCCAAGAAGCAAUGGACUCGGCGGCCGAGUUUGGCCACCUGGAUGUUGUGCAGUGGUUGCACGCGAACCGACGUGAGGGCUGCACGACGGAUGCCAUGGACAUGGCUGCUUGUAACGGCCACUUGGAGAUUGUCCAGUGGCUGCAUGAGCACCGUCACGAAGGCUGUACGAGCAACGCGAUUGACUUUGCUGCGCAACAUGGCCACGUGAAGGUCAUAAAGUGGCUACAUUCGAAUCGAACAGAAGGCGCGACGCAUUAUGCGAUUGACAAUGCUGCAACGUCGGGUCAUUUAGACGUGAUCCAGUGGCUUUAUACGCAUCGAGAUGAAGGGUGUUCGCAGUCGGCCAUUGUGAAUGCCAUAUAUGCGGGACAUGAAGACGUGGCCAGGUGGCUCGCGAGAAACUGUAAACGCGACUGUGUGGGCAAAUUGGGCUUCGUCGAGUAUUUGGCGAGACGAGGAUUCUGGGACGCUGCGGCGUUGGUGGACAAACAUCCGUAUUUGAAAGAUCUGGUUGACGAGAUGGUGCUCACGGAUGACGAAGAAGAUGAGGGGCAAGACAUGGCCAUUCAAAACCGAGUAUUAUAUAUGCAAUUGUACACAGGCUUAUAA